GGUGGAGUAAGUGGGAAGUUACUAGAACCAUAGCAAAGAGAGUUAAGGGCUGUGAGCGCUUCCCAUGCCUCUCCCAACCACGCCUGUGCAUGUGGCAAUGCAGUUAAAGAGAUUUUAUGGUGGAAAACUCAGACUAUUUCAGGUUUUUUCCCCCACAUGCUUUAUUCUUUCUUCCAUUUUCGAGUAUUAUUAUUUUUGUAAUUGCGAAAACAAAGUCUUCCCUCCCCAUUUCAUGAGACUGGGCUGGUUAUGGGGUCUGUGGAGAAGGGAGUGGAUUCCAGUAGAGAUCCUGACACCUGGGAGGGCCUUCUGUUGCAACUUUUCUGUUCUUCUGUAAAAGAAACAAACAGUAAAAGUCUUAACAGCGGACACCCACAUUGAAAAAACGGGGUUAGAGGUAUUUCUCGGGGCUUGUUUCCCAAGUUGUAAUUAUUCAGCAUGUUUCCACUGACUGAGGAAAACAAGCAUGUGGCCCAGAUGUUGCUCAGUUCUGGAACCUGUCCCAGAUGUAUCUUCAGAUUCUGUGGUGUGGAUCUUCAUGCACCUUACAAACGCCCAUCCAAGGAGUUGUUAAAUGAUCUACAGAAAUUUCUUGAAACUGAAAAAGAUGAAUUAAUUUUGGAAGUUCCAAACCCACCAUUGAAGAAAAUUCGUCUUCAAGAAGAUGGGACAGAUAAUUUGAGUGGAAACGGACAAGAGGGGAUCUCUGCCACGGAAGACGAAAGCAUUGCUUCUGACCCUUCAAACUCGAGUGUGUGCAAUGUUUGCUUAGGAAUUCUUCAAGAAUUCUGUGAGAAAGAGUUUAUUGCGAAGGUGUGCCAAAAGGUUGAAGCCUCUGGGUUUGAAUUCACCAGUGUGGUUUUAUCGGUUUCCUUCCCACCACAGCUGUCUGUGAGAGAGCAUGCUGCAUGGUUGAUGGUCAAACAGGAAAUGGGAAAACGGAAUCUGUCUCUGGGAAGAAACGAUGCCGUUCAGCUGAAAGAAGCCUACAAAUGGAUCACUCACCCCCUGUUCUCAGAGGGACUGGGCGUUCCCGUCGAUGGAAAGAGCUUGUUUGAAGUGAGUGUGGUCUUUGCUCAUCCAGAAACAGAUGAAGAUUGCCGCUUCCUAGGUGAAGUUUGCCCAGAUUGUUUCAAACCAGCCAAGAACAAACAGUCAGUGUUCACCAGAAUGGCGGUUUUGAAAGCUUUGAAUAAGAUAAAGGAAGAGGAUUUCCUCACGCAGUUUCCUUGUCCUCCAGACUCACCGAAGACUGUGUGCACUGUCCUGGAAAUGGAAUGCACUCACGGCGCUGUUUUUGUUGCUGGCAGAUAUAAUAAAUACUCCAGGAAUCUACCACAAACUCCUUGGAUAAUUGAUGGAGAAAGGAAAAUGGAAUCUUCGGUGGAAGAAUUAAUUUCAGAUCAUCUCUUGGCUGUAUUCAAAGCAGAGAGUUUUAAUUUCUCAUCCUCUGGAAGAGAAGACGUAGACGUGAGAACGUUAGGGAAUGGAAGGCCGUUUGCAGUGGAGCUGCUGAAUCCUCACAGAGUUCGUUUCACUUCUCAAGAAGUUAAGGAGCUCCAGCAGAAGAUUAAUAAGGCAUCUGACAAAAUCCAAGUACGUGAUUUGCAGCUCGUCACCAGAGAGGCCAUAGGGUAUAUGAAGGAAGGUGAAGAAGGGAAGACCAAGACCUACAGUGCCUUGAUCUGGACGAAUAAAGCCAUACAGAAGAAUGACAUUGGAUUCCUAAAUGACCUCAAGGACUUAAAGAUUGACCAGAAAACUCCUCUCCGGGUCCUCCACCGAAGGCCUUUGGCUGUGAGAACUCGGGCCAUUCACUCCAUGGAGACACACUACCUGGACGAGCAUCAUUUUCGUCUGUUUUUGAAGACCCAAGCUGGAACCUACAUUAAAGAGUUUGUACACGGAGACUUUGGGAGGACCAAGCCGAACAUCGGCUCUCUGAUGAAUGUGACCGCAGACAUCCUUGAACUCGAUGUGGAGUCUGUAGAUGUUGACUGGCCCCCUGCUCUGGAUGACUAGCUCCCACAUCUGGACACAGAGGGCUUUCCUGACGUGAUGCGGACAUACAGGCGGCGUAUCCUGGAAAAUGACUUACCCACCACCACAGUGUCUUCAAAACGGCUUGGAUCGUGUUCAUCUGUUUCUGAAGUUCACUGUAACAUCUCAGGAUCUAUAUGUACGCAUAUUUUGUGUUCUGAGGAUGUCUUACGUUUUCUCAUUCCGUCUCAUGGCCACAGAACCAAAAUAGGAAUAAUCGAGCCAUUUUCCUUUUUAAUUCUGUCACUCAGAGAAGUGUGCAGUGGGAGACACUGUUAAGAGGAGCUGUGACUUCUUCAGUGAGAUUUCCCACGGGAACCCCUGCAUCUUUAAAGGAAAGUGCUCCAGUUUUCAGAUCAUCUGAAUAAACACUGCAACUAGACUCACGUGCUAGAGUGUCCUGUGGAUUUCUAGUAUCUCCAGUGCACAUUUGAUAGGACUAUUUCUCUCAGUUACCUUCAAGUAUUAUCAGUGGAAGGACUUUCAGGUGAGAUUUGUCAUAAGUCCUAAUGACCUCAAGUUACUAGUUUGACAAUCUAAAGUUGUCAGGACUUGUCUCCUGUAGAACCUGUGACCGUGCUGGGGGUGAACCCGUAGAGCCACAGUUCCCAUCUACGACCGGGCUGGGGGUGAACCCCUGGAGCCACGGUUCCCAUCUACGACCGGGCUGGGGGUGAACCCCUAGAGCCACGGUUCCCAUCUACGACC
Microtus ochrogaster (prairie vole) is the source of this 2748-nucleotide messenger RNA. RefSeq names its product pseudouridine synthase 10 (gene Pus10). Lineage: Eukaryota; Metazoa; Chordata; Mammalia; Rodentia; Cricetidae. The record is from RefSeq and is a predicted model, not a curated record. Gene Ontology annotation, biological process: tRNA pseudouridine synthesis. Gene Ontology annotation, molecular function: pseudouridine synthase activity; RNA binding.